Messenger RNA from Photinus pyralis (common eastern firefly), 1243 nucleotides. Its product is annotated as leucine-rich repeat-containing protein 15-like. The record is from RefSeq and is a predicted model, not a curated record. Bases 12 to 1172 code for a protein of 386 amino acids. The transcript has a single exon. Gene Ontology annotation, molecular function: protein binding. Lineage: Eukaryota; Metazoa; Arthropoda; Insecta; Coleoptera; Lampyridae.
CCUCCGUCAACAUGUUUGUUAGGUCAGGCUUAUGCUUUGUAUUUGUGAUUAUAGUCAAAGUAUAUUCGAAAUGUGAAACAACCUUUACGAACCAAUGUGAGAAGGUCAAAGACAUCGAACGUUACGGGAAAAAAAGUUGGGAUAGUUUGAUAAUAUCGCCGGAAAAGUGCAAGAGGACGACUUCGCAUACUCUCGACGAGGUAAUCACGGAAAAUGCGUUUAAGAAAACACCUAACAUUGAAGAGCUGAUGAUCAUGGAGAAGAUCACCGGAAUCGAAGCGGGGGCCUUCAAUGGAAUUAAAAGGUUGGAGCAUCUCAAGUUUUAUAAAAAUCAGCUGACGGUGAUACCACGCCUCGCCUUUGCCAACUUACACAUUCACAAAUUAGACUUGAGCCACAACGCAAUUGAGAAUAUAGUUCAUGACCUUUUUAGACAAUCCACUGUGACUAUCCUCAACUUAUCGCACAAUAAGUUAAAUAACAUCCAAAUAAACAUGGUGAACAUUCCAAGCUUGAAACGCCUAAUUAUCUCCCACAAUAACGUGCAGUCGAUAGUCGAUGGGGCUUUCCACGAAAACCUCGAACAGCUAAACUUGGCAUUCAACGACAUCUCGCAAAUCGAGGAGGGUGUAAUAAAACCAUUGACCAAUUUGAAGGAACUCAACUUGUCCCACAAUCGAUUGAACCGCAUCCAAGUAUCUUUCGGCAUGCCCAGUCUGGAAACCCUCGACCUGUCCCAUAACGUAAUUGACCAAAUCGCCGAAGGUAGCUUUGGUCAAUUCUUCGAACUGAAACGUCUGAUACUAAACCACAAUUACCUAACUUCCCUCCCGCACAAAAUCUUUCCAAACCCCAACCCGAUCGUAACGAUCUUCCUGCACUCUAACGCCCUAAUGUACGUACCAGAAGAAACGACGGAAGCUCUGCAAGACAUCCGAGAAGUCACCUUCUCCGGCAAUCCGUGGUCAUGCACAUGCCUUAAGAGCUUCAACGAAUUUCUUCAAGAACGCAACAUCAGCGAACCCGAUUGCGAUCAAAAGUACUUCGGGAAGGGCAACAGCGCCGUUUGCAUCAUCACCACGAAUACGUGCACGUUCGACGAGAGACUUACCCAGGAAGAUUUCGACAACUUUAGAAAUUCAAGGCAGCAAGACCCAUGCGCAGAGAUUUAAUUCAUCUCGGAAAUUCUGUGUACCUAUUUCGCGCUUUGUACAUAAUGCAAUAAAUUUUUCUUGUGUUUACC